AUGGACAGGAAUCCGGUGAUACAAGCACUCAAUCGAAGUGAAGUUCACACCCACAGUCACCAAUCAGGAAACCACGAACAGGAAUCCGGUGACACUUCAAGAAGGAAUAGCAGAGCCUUCGGAGUCAAACAGUGUGUGAAAACUACCCUUACGUUUGAAAGACUUGUAGCAGGGAUAAAAAGGAGUGGAAGUCAUUGGGAAGGAGGGUGGAGCAUUGAAGUCGGAGGUGGGAAUCGAGGAGACGGGCGGCGGAAAAAGGAGUGCGGCCAAGAUUUUCCAGACGACGAAGCUACAGACAACAGUUUGAAAGGCCGAAUUCACAACGUAGUAAAUGAAGCAGAAAAAAUCAACUGCUUCUUAGAGUGGGAGAGAAAUCACAUUCGUUUCAGAGACAAGUGGAGAUUUUUACCAGCCGAGUUCGCUAUGUUCAAGUCCAGACUCCACUUCAUAAACCACUUGAAAAAGAUGGGAAGUGAAAUUGACUCGAUCAUGGUGGAGGCAACUGCAGCUACAAAAAAAACAAAUGAUCCAGCCAAUUAUGGGAUCAUCGAGCGUGAGGAUGAUGGUGGAUCUGUUGAUCGUGAGGAGGAUCGUGAGAAGGAGGAGGAUAAAGAAACUAAAGAAAGUGAAGAGAAAAUUGGUUUAUUCGAGUUUGAUAAUCUGAAACAGAAGGAUAAUAAAUAUAUGGAAAGGAUCAAUGAAAUAGAUAAAAAACUUGAGGAGAAACUGGCUGUGUUGGAUUAUACUUUUGGAAGGAAGGGGAAACUAUUGGAGGAGGAAAUUAGAGAUCUUGCGGAAGAGAGGAACGCAUUGAUCGAACAGAAGAGACAGCCUCUUUAUAGGAAGGGAUUUGAUGUUAGGCUGGUUGAUGUGAAUAGGACGUGUAAAGUUACAAAGGGUGGACAAGUUAUCAAAUACACUGCAAUGUUAGCUUGUGGGAACUACAAUGGAGUUAUUGGUUUUGCUAAAGCAAAGGCUCCUGCAGUUCCGAUUGCACUUCAAAAGGCAUAUGAGAAGUGCUUUCAGAAUCUGCACUAUGUAGAGCGGCAUGAGGAUCAUACAAUUGCACAUGCAAUUCAGACAUCGUAUAAAAAGACUAAGAUAUAUCUUUGGCCAGCUCCUACACAAUCAGGGAUGAAGGCAGGCAGAACUGUGGAGUUGAUUCUUAACUUAGCUGGUUACAGGAAUGUGAAAUCAAAGGUUGUUGGUUCAAGGAAUCCCCACAACACUGUGAAGGCUCUCUUCAAGGCUUUAAAUGCGAUUGAAACUCCCAAAGAUGUUCAGGAAAAGUUUGGCCGAACUGUGGUUGAAUCAUAUCUACUGUGAUAGGUUACAUAGGUUUACAAAGAAACAACAUUAUCUGUGGAUAGAUUAAUCUCUUGAGCAUUUGGGAUGGCCAAGCUGAUAUUUUCUGAAUCGAGGUUACUUAAUAGGGAAAACAAACGACGCAGUGCCGGUGGCAAAAAGAUGCUGAAAGGAGAACCACUUUGCUUUUGUUUUUGAAAUGUGGAAUCAAAAUUGCUGAAAUUGAGGAGCAUAAUCAAUAAAAUGCUUUUAGUUUUGCAUAGUGAACUAUUCAUACCAAAAUCAUUUUUCUUGAUGCAGUUGCAUAUUUUAGUUGAUUAUGGUUUUAGGCUUAUGCUCUUUCUCUGUCUCUCAUGAAUUGUGUUGAGGAUAGGAAAUAACAUUGAUAUGGGCACUUAAUUUGUAAGAUUUA
Molecule: messenger RNA, 1717 nt
Organism: Salvia miltiorrhiza (redroot sage)
Lineage: Eukaryota; Viridiplantae; Streptophyta; Magnoliopsida; Lamiales; Lamiaceae
Exons: 9
Coding region: 1-1326 (441 amino acids)
Biological process (GO): translation
Cellular component (GO): ribosome
Molecular function (GO): RNA binding; structural constituent of ribosome
Source: RefSeq, a predicted model, not a curated record